CUUGACCGUUAUUAUCUUACCCUAUUUCCGUGACACUUUGUUUGGAUUCGUCUUUUUUUGAACUACCUGUUUGGAGUGCUUUCACUGAUUUUAGAUGAAGUCAUGAUUUCGAAAAGCAGAACUGAUUUUGAUGAUAUUUUAAAAGAAAUCGGUGAUUUUGGGAGUUACCAAAAGAAAUUAGUGGCAUUUUUUCUUAUACCAUUAGGUAUUGUGAUUCCUUGGAUUACAAUGAACAUUUUAUUCAUGGUUUUUACACCAAAUCAUUGGUGCAGUAUGACAGAUAACAAUUUCAAUGAUUCUCACCAUCAGUCAAUAGAUUCAAGAAAUGCAUCCAACUGUUACAUAAAAUAUUUAAAUGAUACCGAAGCAUUGAUGCCAGAUGAAGUACUGAAAAGUACUCUAAACGUACCUUGCAAAACAUGGCAUUAUGAAAACGUUUAUUUUGAAGAAACUGCUUCAAGCAAAUGGAACAUGGUUUGUGAUAGAGCUUAUUUGGCUAGUUUGGUGUUGACGCUAUCUUAUGCAGGAAGUACAAUAGGAACACCCAUCUAUGGCACUUUAUCUGAUAAAAUUGGUCGGAGGCCAGUAUUUUUCUUACUCGUAAUUCUGUCGACUAUUACGGGCGUCGCAUCAGUUUUUGUACCUGAUUUAACCACCUUUAUUGUUUUAAGAGCCAUCAAUGGGAGUUUAAUGCCCAGCAUUUAUCAGCUACCAUACAUCAUAGUUCUUGAAUUCGUUGGAUCAACAAAGCGUACGAACAUGAAUGGGAUUUUCAAUCUCGGUUAUACAGCCGGAUUGUGCACAUUACCUCUGAUUGCUUAUUUCAGUAGACACUGGAUUACAUUUGGAUUAGUCACAUCUCUUGUGUCAGUGCCUUUACUUUUGUAUUGGAAAUUUCUACCUGAAUCACCACGAUGGCUAGUUUCCCAAGAAAGAUACAACGAAGCUGCAGUUAUUUUAUCUGGAAUUGCUCGUGAGAAUGGUAAAAUAUAUGAUGAAAAGCAGCUAUUACCAAAAUUAAUGAAAAUUGCAGACAUUGAACAUAAGGAAAGAUUGGAAGCAAAUAAUUCUCCGGUAGACUUAGUUCGAUAUCCUAGCUUAAGAAGAAAGUUCUUAAUUAUCACCUUGUGUUGGAUUGCUGACAUUUUCGCUUAUUAUGGACUGAUUCUGAAUGUUUCUAACCUGUCUGGAAACUUCUUUCUCAAUUUCUUCUUAUCAUCAAUCAUUGAAGGACCCGGCCUUAUUUGUGGAUGGUAUUGCAUGGAAAAGUAUGGAAGACGGUGGAUUGUUGUUAUAGCUUUGUUACUUACAGCGAUUUCAUGCUUUUUUCUUGUCAUCCAAGUCGGAGAGCCUUCAUAUGCGCAAGUGAUUUCUCUCAUCGGUAAAUUUGGUGCAUCUGCAGCAUUUUUUGGAGUUUACCAACAGAGUUCAGAGCUCUAUCCGACAACAAUGCGAUUGAUCGGUAUGGGUGUCAGUGGUGCAAUAGCCAAUGCAGGAAAUAUUAUUUUACCGUUCAUUAUAUACUUGUCAGUGAUAAACCAGAGCAUUCCAUUUCUCAUAAUUGGAUCGAUUAACUUAAUGGCUGCCUUCGCUGCAAUUUUUCUACCUGAAACACUCAAUGAAACUCUACCUUUAACAAUAGAAGAUGCCGAACAGUUUGGAAAGGAACAGACAUUUAUCUCAUGCUGUCGGACGAAAACAUUUUCUGUGACAGAAAGAAAAUCUAAAAAAGAUAAUACAUCUUGAUAAUAAAUGUUUUUCCA
This is a messenger RNA of Parasteatoda tepidariorum (common house spider), 1763 nucleotides long. Its product is annotated as organic cation transporter 1-like. Gene Ontology annotation, biological process: transmembrane transport. Gene Ontology annotation, molecular function: transmembrane transporter activity. Lineage: Eukaryota; Metazoa; Arthropoda; Arachnida; Araneae; Theridiidae. The record is from RefSeq and is a predicted model, not a curated record. Gene Ontology annotation, cellular component: membrane.